This is a messenger RNA of Desarmillaria tabescens, 1732 nucleotides long. RefSeq lists its product as uncharacterized. The record is from RefSeq and is a predicted model, not a curated record. The transcript has 5 exons. Lineage: Eukaryota; Fungi; Basidiomycota; Agaricomycetes; Agaricales; Physalacriaceae. Bases 133 to 1572 code for a protein of 479 amino acids.
UGCAGCGACAUCCUCCUGAGCUUCUCCUUGAACAUCUAACUAGUAACACUUCAUUUACGACAGAAUAAUGGCUGGCGACAAUGGUGCAUUCGAGAUAAAGGCUAUACAAAUCCUUCACGCAAAGACCAGAAGAUGUAUCUACGAGACUUUGAUGUCACCAUCACCGCUCCCAUUGAAGACGGCUUGUCGAUCCAAGAUAUCAAAGUCCCCAGUCAACGAGAAUAUAAGGGUAGAAAGCCUGUCAUAGAGUCCUCCCUCGCUGAUGCCCCCUGUGCUGAGCUGGGUGUUAAGGGACUGUUGGAAACACUGAACAGCACACUUGGCACCAGCUUCAACCUCACCCCUUCUCUCUCGUCCCUUCUCGAAGCAUAUAUCUCGAACGAAUAUGACUUUGGCACCGCAUAUGGUUAUCUCCGCCCCAUAUGGUAUGACUGCGACUUGAACGUCAUCCAAGAAUCACUGUGCACCUGUGAAGCGAUGGACUUAAAGAUACGAGAAGAAGCACUGGUUGAUGGCCAGAUUACUUCGGAGGGGCUACGCAUGGCGCCUAGGCCGUGUCUGGGAUCUCUUCAGCAAUCGGGUGGUGCCAUGAGCCUUCGCAAAAAUGUGAACACUCCCAUCAAUGGACAUCAAUGGCCUGUGCCCAUCCCAAAAGAUGCCGAUCUCAAUCGCAUCCGUAUCGAAAUGCUGAAUCUCGGAGCAGAGUAUGCAUGGCUGGACGUCCUCUGUUUGAGGCAGAAAGGGAGGCUAAGGCACUUGGAGGAUCUGCAUGUGGAGGAGUGGAGGUUAGAUGUGCCCACUAUUGGAAAUGUAUACACCUUGGGAAAGGUGGUUUGCUACUUCACCGGGCUUGGACUGCCCCUGCAGCAUGAUGGGAGUUUCGGUGAGGGCCAUUUCGAUAGCGAUCGGAGUUGGUUCAAACGUACAUGGACAUUACAGGAGACAAGUGACAAUUGGAUGAUAGGUGGGGAUACAGGCAAUGAGAAAGUGAAUAGGGAAGUACAGGGAAGAUUCAAGUUGCAACUGUCAUCCUUGCAAAAGGCUCUGAGUCAGUCCACAGAUGUGUUUGACUGUCUAUCGCUGGUGCGGGAUCGUGCAGCCGAGAAGGAUGUAGAUAAAGUUGCAGCACUGGCAUACUUUUUGCCAUGUUCCACCAUGCCAGUGCACAAUGACACACGACCCUCAACAUCUGUGAUUUGCUCACAGCCUGGUGGUUUCACAAUGAUUGAACCCACAUCUACUUCCAUCAGAACGGGUGAUCCAACCUCUGGACACAUACCAGCAUACUCUGAGCAGGAGUCUGCUGAAGAUGCUUGGACAGGCCUGGUGAAGGUGAUGUGGGAGAGUUAUCGUUCAGAGAUGCUCUCUCAGUAUCCUGAGCCCGGGUCUGAACCCCAUGUAUGGAGACCAUCAUGGGAGCAGGCUAUGAACUGGAAGGAGUGCUCCCCAAUUCAACUUUUUCUGCCCUUUGUUGAAUAUGAUGCAGAGGCAGGUUGGAUGGAGAGGAGCAUCGAUGCGAAAUUUCUGCUCGCCAUCAACAAGCAAUACCAGAUGGUGUAUAUUCAUUGCUAAUAAGUGGCUACUAUUAUCAACAUAAGGUUCUGUGCAUUGUUGGGUGUAGGAGAUUCGUGCUGGCACGUUGUGCCGGUACUCUCGUUCUCUUUAUCCCUAUCUUAUCUUUACCAUUACCUACUUACUAUUCUACUCUUUUACUUUACUGCAGUGAUCCCAC